CUUUCUUUACCUUGUUGUGCAGUAUAUGGUUUGUGAAGCACCGAACAAGUCAUCACAGCUUGUUGACUUCCUAUUGAAGAACACGUCUAUGAAGAUAAUAGUAUAUUUCAUGACAUGUGCUUGUGUUGACUACUGGGGGAUCAUCCUUCCCCAACUAAACAUGCUUAAGGGUUCUUCAAUAAUUUCUCUUCAUGGGAAGAUGAAGCAGAGUGCGAGGGAGAAAGCAUUGGCAUCUUUCACAGCUCUAUCAAGUGGUAUCUUACUUUGCACAGAUGUUGCAGCAAGGGGACUUGACAUUCCAGGUGUCGAUUGGAUUGUGCAGUAUGAUCCACCUCAAGAUCCAAAUGUCUUCAUACAUCGAGUAGGCCGAACUGCACGGAUUGGUCGACAAGGAAGUGCUAUUGUAUUUCUCUUGCCCAAGGAGGACGCUUAUGUCGAGUUCCUGAGGCUUAGGCGUGUGCCUCUCAAGGAGAGGCAAUGUUUAGAUAAUGCUGAAGAUAUUGUUCCCCAGGCAUGUAGCUGUCAUCUAAAGUCUGUUUAUAGCUACAGAUUUCCUAUCGAUGGCAAAUCUCCUCUGAUUAUUCUCCUAUUUACUAAAUCUAGAGAUAAAGCUCGAGAAAAGCAACGCCAGAAGACUUUGCAAAGAAAGGAACCUGAUGCUUUUCACGGACCAAAAACGGAAAGAAACAAGAAGCCAGAUCUAGAAAAAGCUGCAGCUAUCACAAGGAAGAAAACAGGCAGACAACGCCGUGCAACUCAGACGAAAGAGGACGACGAAGAAUUGGAGCAGGAAUAUCGCUUACUUAAAAAGCUGAAGCGAGGAGCGAUCGACGAAGAUGAAUAUGAGAAGCUUACAGGCUUCAGAAACUUUGACGAGGAAGAUCCAUCAGACGACAAUCUUGAUGAGCUUGGCAAGAAAACUUCCAAGGUAAAGAAAAUUAAAGGAGCAAAACACAAGCAAAGAGGAAAUGCAAAAGGGUCUGCUAGAAAUUCUAAAGGUAAUAAGAAUUCGAAGGGUAAAUUGAAAUCUAAAGUCAAUAAAAUAAGGAAAUAAUUAGGAUGUGAUCAUUUCAGCUGUUUUAUACACGUUUAUUCACAACUGCGUGGAACUUAGAAAAUUGCACAAAAGGCAACUUCUUGCAAGACCUGUUGUGGAAGAUAAGGGCUAAGUAGAAGAUUAAGAACCCCAACUUGACCAGGAUGGUCAGAGUAAUCAGCUCGCUUCCAUUUUGAGGGCAGUGUUGAUCUACAAAGCUUAGUUGAGAUUAACUGGAGUAAACAUGAAUAAUACAGCUAAAGGGUUUAGGCGGUGCAUCCUUCAACCUGUUUUGCUUUCUCGACAUGAUGAAUGCUCCAACCAGUGAAUCAACGGAAGGUAGAACCAAAGCAAUGUAAGUAUCACUUUGUUAUACCCCAGGAAUUUUGCGUGUAGUCCACAAUGCAUCUAUAUAUGCUUGUAAGUUUUGAACGCAUGCCUGUUCUAUAUUUAUUCCUUCUCAUUCCCAAUGUCUUUGGCUUGGAACUCUAAAA
Ananas comosus (pineapple) is the source of this 1530-nucleotide messenger RNA. Its product is annotated as DEAD-box ATP-dependent RNA helicase 18-like. NCBI's taxonomy places the organism in Eukaryota, Viridiplantae, Streptophyta, Magnoliopsida, Poales, Bromeliaceae. The record is from RefSeq and is a predicted model, not a curated record. Bases 26 to 1054 code for a protein of 342 amino acids. The transcript has 6 exons. Gene Ontology annotation, cellular component: nucleolus.